AUGGAUAAAAAAAGAUUAUCAGUUGUUGAUGAAGAUGAUAAUCUAGACAGUUUAGAGUUAGAUGAAGACUAUAGCAAUAAAAGAAUAAAAACAACACACUCCAAUAGUAGAGGUGCACCAUCAUUGGUAUCAGCAUCGGCAUCGAUAAAUGCAUCAUCAAAAAAUAAAGCGAUAUUAUUAGAGUUAAUUAGUGAUUUUCUAUCCAGAAAUCAAAAUUUUGCAAGAUUUUUAAAAGAGAAUAAUGUUAGACUUGGUGAUCCCAUUAUAAUUCAAGAUAUUGGGAAAUGUAGAAAAAAAUUAAGUAUAUUUUUUAAAGAUGAUUCAGCUAUUCAAAUGUUCAAAGAGGGUUUUUCAGAUUUCUUAAAGGAAGAAAAAAUGUUAGAGUUGGCGUUAUUACCAGUGGUUUCCGAUGAUUUUGACAAUGAAAAUAAUGGUUUUCAAUCAUUCUUCCUCGAAAGUUUUAUUAAAUUAUUUUUAAGCGUUCCAGUACUCCAGCCAGUAGUUAUCGAAGUUUUAUUUGAUUUAAUGCAAAAUUAUUUAUCUGACGACCCAUAUAAUUUUAUUAAAAAAAUUUGUUCACAACUUAGAUGGAUGGAUAGUAUUACAAACUCUGAUCAGUUUUCAAAGCAUAUAGAAGAUUUAUUACAAGCACUUUCAGGUAAUUUGGAAUUAAAGAAGGAAAUUCUUGGGUUUCUACCAGAUAUCACCGAUGAUUUAUGUCAAAAGAAUUUGGUCGAGGAAUUGGUAAAUACAUUUGACAACGAACCAACAUUGGUAUUACAAGUUAUCGAUGUUUUAAAAAACAUGAACCUAAACACAUCACAACUAAAUGAGGUUAGAUCAAAAAUUUCAGACUCAUUAGUUUCAUCAGAAAUGAAUGAUCUGCCAUUAAUGAUUGAUUUUUUAUUACUAACAAAUAACCCAAAAGAAUCAUCACAGACAGUUAAAUCAAUAAGAAAUGGAUUAAAAUUUUCAUCAAAUAAUAAAAAUACAUCAAAUGAUUUAAUUGAUUAUGACAAGAAAAAAAUUUUAAAUGAUUUAAAUAAAAAUAAACAAGCCGAGGUUUUAAUAAUGGAAGUAAUUAGAUCUGGUAUUAGAUUCAAAAAAGAGCUAUGGACUGCAUUCCUAAAAGAAAUAGCAGGUAUUAAUAGUUCAAAAGAACAUAAAAUCAUCGAUAUAUGGCUAUUGAUUUUAAUUAAUUCAAUUGGUCAAACAAAAGAAACAGAAAUUUUAUUCAAAAAGAAAAUUUUAAGUGGCCACUUUACAAAACAAUUACUAUUAGACUCAAUUAUUACCCAUGACUUUGCUUUAAAAUCGUCACACGAGCCCAGAGUUAGAUUGUUUGGAUCACUAUUUUAUCAAUAUUUAUAUGGUAGUUUUAAUGAAAUUUCAUUAAGACAGGAUUUAAUAGAAUUGUUAUUGUCGCAUGUAUGCUCAAACAAUAUCACAGAGGUCAAUACUGGUUUAGACGUUCUAUUAGUGCUAUGCAAAUAUCAUUUAGAAUCACUCAAAUAUUUUACAACAUUUAUUAAAUCAAUAUUAGACCACAUCAAUUUCUUAAACGAAAAUCAAAUUAGAAAGCUUUUCAAGAUUUAUGGAUAUUUAUUGUAUGAUAUGAAAGUUACCAACACAAGCUACUCUUUGGCACCCAAUGGUUCAAUUUAUAAUGAAUUGGAUAUUUUUACAAGAAAGCAAAUCACAAACCCAUUUAUCAAAUACAAAAAAAUUGGUAUUAUUUCACUUUGCUCACAAUUGUCAAGAUUAGCUAGAAUCGUUUACAAGGAUAACAAUCCCACAGAGUAUUUAGAUUUACCACAAGAUUUGGAAAGAGAGUGCUCUGAAAUUUUAAACAACCUCUACAACAACUGCAAUAGCUCACAAUUAGCAUUAGCAUAUUUAUAUGAUGAAUUAGUAAAUAACUAUCUGGAUGAAAAUUUUCAUUUAACCAUUGUCACCGUCAUCAGCGAAAAGUUUAUUACCGAUUUCCAAAGACGUUUUGUUGAAAGUAUAUCCGGUGAUACCACAUGGUGUGCUCCAAUAGGCCACGAGUCUGAAUAUGAUUCGAUUGUAAUUUACCCAAGCUUAAAAGAUAUGGAAACCAAAGAUAAAUUGCUUUGUCUCUCACCACACUUUCGUUUAUUGCAAACAUUGGAAAGAGCUAAAUCCGUAGGUUCACUCGAAGAAAUUGAUAAUCUUUUAGUAAUUCCAUUCAAAAUGUUUAAUAAGGAUGCACUAAAAGAAUCGAAAUUAUCAGAUGACAAAGAUAAAGAAUUUUAUAGUUUAUCAUUGUUUUAUUUAAUUAAUUUUAUUAAAGAAUUAUUAAAUGCAUUUUCGACUCAAUUAAAUCAACAACCAAGAAGAAUUGGCGAUAGCUCUCAAAAUAUAUUCAAUUUUGCAGGUGGUAAUAAUAGUCGUCAACAAACAAAUAUCCUUGAAAUCAAACUAAAGCUAUUAACAAGAUUAAAAGAUUUAAUUGAAAUGGAAGAUUAUUUUGAAUUGGUACUUUCGUGCAGCCCAUCUUUUUCAAUUCCAUAUGGCACUUUCGAUUUUGAUCAAAGAAAAAGUUUUACAAUCGAUUUUAAAAAAACCAAAAGACCAACACCAGUCUAUUCACUUUAUCCAAUCGAUACCAAAGAUUUUAAGCUACCAACCGAAACAUAUAUUGAAUUAGAAAAGCCAUUUAUCAAACUCAUCAAGCCUCAUUUUAGACUUUUAGAUCUUUCAGUGUUUUUAAUUCUUCAACAAACCCCACAAACUGGUGCAAAUUCCAAUUUAGAAGGUUCAUCGUUGCUCUAUCUCUUAGAAGACUUUUAUAAUAAACUUAUGGUUUUAACAACUCAAGAGAAAACUGGUCCACUAGCCACAAUGCAACCAAAAUCAACAUUACCAUAUAGCUUUACUGAUUUUAUAAAGAAUUGUCAAUUUGUAUUUCCAAAUCUAUGUUCAUAUUUAGAUAUAAAUGUUAAAAAUUUUGUAAAAAAUAGGGUUCAAUUAUUAAAAGAAUUAAAAAAAUCUAAAGAAUUGUAUCAGGAACUAAUCAACAACCAGGAUAAAGACGAUGAAGAAGAGGAUGAUGGCAAUGAAGAUGUUAACAACGAAGAGUUAAAAAAGAAAAUUAAAAAUCAAUGUAAAAUUAUUUUAAAGUUAAAUGAAGAACAAAUUAUAUUACAACAUUGCAUCCAGCUCUUAUUAAAGUGUUUUGAAAGAUUAUUCCAGAGUGGUGACUUGGCUAGUGCCGAAACAAACAAUAACUCAUUUUACACAGUUAUGCGAUUAAUUUACGAAAAGGUUAAAAGCUCGUUUGCCUCUGAUCAAAAUACCAUCGAUACAAGCAGCCAAACAGUAGGUUCACUCCAAAUUAUGUCAUUAAGAAUCUUUUCAUAUUUUGAAAGAUUAAUCAAACCUCUUGUCGCAAGUAAAAGUUUUAAAGCAACACUAUCACUAUUAGAGGUUUUAGUAUCCCUUUCUUCAAACUCAUGGUGUCCAGGCAAUCGUGAAAAUGACGAAUUAAAUAACAAAAUCUUUAGAUUCUCUUAUAUAUUACUUUCAACUCCAUGGACCCAAGGUGAAAAACAAAAAGUCUCAACAACCAAUCUUAGCUUUAUUUUAAAUACUUUUCUAAACUAUUGCAAAUCACCAAGACAUUCCUUAAAAAUUUCAAUUCUAUUUUUGUACACCUAUUUAAGAGACAAUAAAAAUAAAUCUGGUGGUGAAAAGAAUGUAGUUACUAUAAAGGGUUCAUCAAAAAGAUCAACAAAGAAAAAGAAUAGUGACCACGAAAGCGAUAAUGACGAAGAAAACAGUGGUAAUGAACAACAGCAGGGUUCAGAUCGCAAGGAAAUGGAUGAGGAUGAAGAAUUAGAAGAAUUGAAAGGUAAUAAAUAUGAAGAUUUUAUGCAAAGUGAAGAGGAUAUUACCGAAAUUGACUCAACAUUAAUAAACCCAAUGAAUUGUUUAGUAUUUCUCAAAACUAUUUUUGGUAGUCUUAAUAAUCUCUUUUCAAAUUUCGUUAAUCAAUACAGAGAUAAAGAUCCUUCAAUCUCAUCUGUUCUCUCAGAAAAUAAUCAAUGUGUAUCAUAUUUUGGUAGACUAGUAGAAACCUAUCUUUUUAGAGAUAAAUCACUUUAUUUAUCUGAAAUAUUAAAACAAGGUGUAGCUUUUGUAAAUGUUUAUUCUAAGUUUUUAGGUAUUCUUAAAACGAUACUCAAAAAAAACGAAAGUGCUGUCUCUGAUUUCCUAACCAUUUUUGACAAACUACAAACUGGCACAAGAAUUCUUCAUAACAUUUGUGACCACGGAAAAAAAUCAAAAGACUCUUUAAUUACAGCUUUUGUUCCACAAGCAAAGAGAACUCUAGAAACUUUAAAUAUGGAUAUCAAAGUAUUAUUAUCAUCUAUGAAUGCAUUAAAUGCUUUUAGUACCAAAAAAAUUAAUAGAACAAAUCUUAAUGGAAAAGAAAUUUCAUCAUCACAAGAAAGCGAACAAGAAGAAGAGGAAGAGGAAGAAGAGGUAGAAAGUGAAGGAGAAUCAAUAAGUGAACAAGAGGAUGAAGAUGAACAAGAGGAUGAGGAUGAAAAUAAAAAUAAAAGUAAAAAAAGAAGUAUCAAUAUUAGCAAAAAGAAAAAUAUUAAAACAGUAGAUUCUGAUAGUGAGAAGAAAUCUAAAUCGAAAUCGAAAUCAAAACAAAAAUCGAAUGGAACAAAUAAUAAAAGAUUAAGAAAACUUAAAGACAUUUCAGAUAAUAGUGAUGAAGAAAUGGAUAAAGAAAGUGAUAGUGAUAGUAAAUCAAGAAGUGUUUCCCGUGGUAGAAGUCGUAGCCGUAGUCGUAGUCGUAGCAGUGUUAACCAUCAAAGACUUAAAAAAUCAAAAGAUAUUAGUCCUAGUCCUAGUCGUAGUCCUAGUCGUAGCAAUAGCAGUAUUAGCAAUAAUGAUGACCAAAGUCCAAUUGCAAGCGAAGCUGAAGAAGGUGAUGAAUCUGAGCACAGUAGCUCCGAACCUGAAGGGAUCGAUAUUGAUUCAGACCACAGCUCAGAUGAUCGUAAAAAUAUCUCAAGUAACAACGAAGAUGAAGAAGAGGAAGAAGAUAUUUUGAGUGACUAA
Messenger RNA from Dictyostelium purpureum, 5100 nucleotides. RefSeq lists its product as uncharacterized. The record is from RefSeq and is a predicted model, not a curated record. Gene Ontology annotation, molecular function: DNA polymerase binding. The transcript is spliced from 4 exons. The coding region runs from base 1 to 5100 and encodes 1699 amino acids. Gene Ontology annotation, cellular component: condensed chromosome; nucleus. Lineage: Eukaryota; Evosea; Eumycetozoa; Dictyosteliales; Dictyosteliaceae. Gene Ontology annotation, biological process: mitotic intra-S DNA damage checkpoint signaling; interstrand cross-link repair; double-strand break repair involved in meiotic recombination.